AUGGAUUAUUUUUCUCAACAAUCAUCCACUUCACAACUUCCAUGUAUUCAAUGUGCAGGUUUAUCAUUUAGCAAAGAUGAAUUUGGGUUUUUAGAAUGCGAUAUUUGCCACACACGUGUUGAGGGUUAUUUCACCCAAGAAGUCGAGCAAUUUGAAAGUGGUGGUGGAUAUAAAGCAGGUUCAUAUAAAAGAGUUAUGACCCAAGAGUUAUUGGAUGCUAUGAAUAGGAAAAAAUAUUCACAAAAAAACAACAGAUACUAUAUAUUACAAAAUUUAUUAAAGAUUCAAGUUACAGCUUUAAUCAAGGAUCAAGGUUAUAAUGAAAAGCUAUAUCAGGUAUCUGGAGAAUUAUGGUUCAAGUUAUUAGAUAAGUUUACUAGUAUUUCAAAUGAAAGCGAUGGCGAAAUUCCAUUUGGUAUUAUUAAUUAUCCCCCACCUUACUUAACAUUGGCUAUAUGUUACUUGUCAUGUGUGUAUCUCAAGGAACCAAUUAUAAUGGGCGAUAUAUUGGCAUUGGCACAGAGUGGAAAGAUACCAACAUUUACAAAUGAAACUACAUGGAGAUUCUCUUGGUCCAAUUCAAUGUCUAUUUUUUCAAAUUUUGAAAAGAUAUGUAUAGAUUUAUCAAAGUAUUUAAACUUUUUACCAAGUGUUAAUGUUCCUUUAAUUCUAUUACGAUUUUGUAACGAAUUAAGAUUACCAAAAUUUAUUUUAAAUUUAUCAAAUCAAUUGUAUAAUAUUAUAUCAGUUCCAUUUAAAGUUUAUCAAAAGAGAAAACCAUCUUCACAUUUAAAUCAUGUUUAUGAAAAGAUAUUGUUACCAACAAAUUCAGAUUUAUUAUGUGCAUCGAUCAUUAUGAUUGUAUUAAAGAGUAAAUUAAACUUGUUUGAUAAUCAAUAUAAUAUGGAGUCAGAUGAUGGCAGUGGAUUACAUUCAAAUGUACAUAGUUUAAAGGAUAUAGAGUUUUUAGAAACAUUAUUAAAGAAAAAGAAUAGCAGAUAUUUUAAGAGUAACCAAGAUUAUCAAAACAAUAGUGAGAGUCUAGAGGAAAAUGAUAGCGAUUCGGAAACUGAAAAUGAAGUUGAGGAAAAUCAAAAAAGAAAGUAUAUUAAGCAGGACUUGGAAAAGAUUGAAAUCGAAAACUGGUUAUAUGAUGUUAUGUUUAAUUUACCAAAGAAUCAAUUUAUUUCAAAACAAGAUACCUGGAGUUUAAAUAUUGAAGAUUUUAAAGGACAUCCAAAAUCAAAACCAACCAGCCUAAAAAGAUUAAUCACUGAUCAAAUCCACGAGAAAUACGAUGGUCUUUCAGAAAGAUACCAAAAGAAAACAAUGAUAAUCAAAAAAUCAAUCAAUAGUCUAAAUUUAAAUAACUCUAAUCAAACUUCAAAUUUAAAUUUAUUAAAUAAUCGUUACCAAUCAGACACAUUAAAAAGAAAAAAAGUUAAAAAAACAGUAAUAAUACCAAAGGUUAAAUUAUCAAAACCAGUUCCAACAGCCCAAAAUAUCAAUAUAGAAAUUUUAAAUAAUAAUAGUACUACAACAACAAGCAGCAGUAAUAAAAAUGUAAAUAUAAAAAAUAGUAAUGCAAAUGGACUUGACUAUUAUUAUUGGUUGAUUUCAAUUUUACAAAAAAUAAUUUUCAGACAACAUAAAGACAUUAGUUUAUUUUUAAACAAGAUAGAGCAAAUUUAUAUUAAUCAAGUCGAAAAUCUAUCAACUUCAUUAUCAUCAAAAGAUAAAAAAGGUGGUAGCAGCGCCUCAAGCGAUGAAGAUUACAAUGUACAAUACUUAAAAUUAAACCCAAAUAUAAAUAUAGAUAACCUAUUUAAUAAAAAAAGAAAAGUCGAUUGA
This is a messenger RNA of Dictyostelium purpureum, 1851 nucleotides long. RefSeq lists its product as uncharacterized. Gene Ontology annotation, cellular component: RNA polymerase transcription factor SL1 complex; RNA polymerase I core factor complex. Bases 1 to 1851 code for a protein of 616 amino acids. Gene Ontology annotation, biological process: RNA polymerase I preinitiation complex assembly; nucleolar large rRNA transcription by RNA polymerase I. The transcript has 2 exons. NCBI's taxonomy places the organism in Eukaryota, Evosea, Eumycetozoa, Dictyosteliales, Dictyosteliaceae. Gene Ontology annotation, molecular function: RNA polymerase I core promoter sequence-specific DNA binding. The record is from RefSeq and is a predicted model, not a curated record.